CGCUCUGCCGGUUCUUGAACAACGUACUGACGAAACCCGCUUCGGAUGUUAUCACUUGAUUGAAUGGGCGUUAUCAGUGAUUAUCAGCUCAUUGAUAUGGGCCAGAAGGGGCCUGCUGCGCCUACUGGUAGGCUCAGAAGGCUGUUAUCGUCCAUCCAAAUGGUUAAUCACCGCACGCAAGUAUGACGGUGAAAUUACCACUGGUGUACCAGCAGGGGCGAUCGUUUCCCCAACGCCAUCAACUCCACGCGGACCAAUGACCAGCGAUUUAGUGCAUUAAAAGACGGAUUUUAGAUGACAUCAAGACACAUACAGUUACAUCGGAUCACACAGCGGCUCUUUUAAGAAGCCAUCUCUUGUAAAGUUUUUGCAUGAUGGCCUUUCUCAGACUCUGAAUCUGAUGUGUACAGAUGAACUCAGGAGCCUGUUAAAGUUGCCAGGGAAUGUGAGCUUGAAGUUUAUUAUUAUAACUGCUUAAUUUAUGUUUAAACAAAAAUAAUAAUUAAACAUGGGGUCAAUAGAUAUUUUCUUGUUUUACAGCUGAAGACCAAAAACACAAAGAAAAUCAGUCACAGCUAGCAAGUCAAACCGGUCCUGAUGAAUGAGGAAUGAAUAUGGCCUUCUUGAGCCCAAACAGAAAAAGACAGAGAGCUGGAAGGUUGCACAUUUCCAUUGCUCCUAGAAUAAGCAAAUCAACUCUGCCAUUAUCUUUGGAAUUUGGGCAGGAAAUGAUCGAAUAUGGAGGAUGAAGCCAGUUUGAAGAGAUCAAUUCAACAGUCACCAAGUUCAGCACUGCAGCCUGAACCCAUCAGGUAUCUGCUGUGAGGACUGCAUUCAUGAACGGCUCUACUGUGACAGCUCAGAUGUUACGGUCCAUAAAAGUAAACUUCACAACUGAUCAACUGCGAGAUAGUUAUGGAGGGAUUCUUUUGGCCCAUACCUCCAACAACCUCCAACAGGAGUCAAUGGACAUCUACACCAGGUGGUGUGUGAGGAGGACCGUCAGAGACUCCAGUCACCCAAGCCAUGGACUGCUCUUACCGUUACCAUCAGGCAGAUGUUAUCACAGAACCUACACCAGCAGACUGCCAGACGAGUUCUUUCCACAGGCAAUCAGACUGAACUGAACUCGUACCAGUAACACCACACACAGCACAUCAACCUCAUAUGAACUGCACUCUAUCAUUUACACUGACUGGACUCUGACUCACUAUUAUUCUAUAUCCUGACAUUCUGUUUGUACUAAUUUAUACUGUAGUGCACUGCAGUGGUAUAUGUGUAUUGCGAUUAUUGUGUUUAUUACUGUUUUCAUUUCAUGCUCUCUGUAUAGUAUAAUAUUUACCGUAUGUUGUUCUUUAGCUGUAUUGAGUCCCUUAUAUAUGUGUGUUGCAUAUAUAUAUAUAUAUAUAUAUAUAUAUAUAUAUAUAUAUGUGUAUAUCAAUGGCGCCACCAGGGGGGUGGCCACCCCUGGCCGACUCCUGGCCACCCCAUUGGCCACCCCACUGGCCAGUAUAAAUUUUAGUAGCAUCAGUUAUGCAUCAUCCCUAAUGCACAGCCAGGCAGGCAAGCCGUUCUAGACCUUCGAUCGCACACAGUAGCCAGCCCUCUCCCCCGCCCCGCCCCUCCGUCCAUGCCACUGUUGCGCGCUCAGACAGCAACAGCUCAGCGCGUGCCCGUCGGUCAACAAUUUCAAAAGAAGUUAAGAAAGAAGACAAAGAAGACUACCGGUAAGUAAAUAAGUCAAAAAUAUUCUUUAGUAAAAGAAGAAGGGGAAUUAUGUGUCGUGACAUGUGCUUUUUAAAUUCCAAAUGGUUACAGUAUACUGUUACAGCAGCUUUUUGAUGUGUUUUUGACACGUUUUGACAAGAGUUACCUAGCUAACGUCGUUAGCUGGUGCAUGUAUAUGUUAUGUCAAUUUUCAGACAAUGAAGAGAAAGUCCACAGACAUCUCUUCUUAUUUUAAGAAGAAAAGUACAGAAGGAGGAGUAAAAGAGAUGGCAGGGGAGCAACAGAGGCUUAGUAAUAGUGAGGAGGAGGAGGAGGAGGAGGAGGAGGAGGAGGAGAAGGAUAGGGGAGAGGAACAGACAGAGCAGCAAGACAAGGAUACACAGCCAGCAUUAGUGACAGAACACAAUGACAAGGAAAAACAGACAGCAGCAGCCCAUGGUCAGGGACAGUCAGCACCACUGGUCACAGAAGUGUGGCAGGACACGGCAAAAGCAGGUGUUAGACGUGUUCCUGGACCAACAGAUAUCUCCCAGUCAAGAGCAGAGCAGCCCAAGCAGCCACAUCUGAAAAUCUUCCCUCGUACCUAUCAAGGGGACAGAAGACGAUGCUUCUCUAAAGACUGGUACAACACACAUAAAUGGCUAGAAUACUCUCAGAGUAAAGACUCUGCCUACUGUUAUGCCUGCCGGCACUUCAGUCUCCCCUCCUCGGGUGAUUCAGUAUUUACAUCUGAAGAGGGGUUCAAACAUUGGAAAAAGGCAACCUUCAAAGAUGGGGGACUUUUAGGUCAUGCCAAAUCUGAAGCACAUACUAAUGCAAUGUUAGCAUGGGCAGAGUAUGAAAAAUCCACUGCAAGCACAUCCUCUCUCUCAGCAUCCUUAAAUGCAGAAUACAAUAAAUUAGUGAAGGAAAAUAGAGAGUACAUUAAAGUUGUUGGAGAAACCCUGCUUCUCACAGCUACGCAGAACAUAGCACAGAGAGCACAUAAAGAAUCAGAAGGUGAGAAUAAAGGAAACUUUCUCGCUAUUAUGGAACUGCUAGCCAAACACAAUCCCACAGUCAAAAGAAAAAUGACAAGUCAAAGAAAUGCAACAUAUCUUGGGCAUGACACACAAAAUGAAAUAAUUGAUUGUCUAGCUGAAAUGGUCCGCACUUCAGUAACUAGUGAAGUUUCCCAAAGUGAGGCUUUCAGCAUUUUGGUUGAUGAGACUAAAGACCUAAGCAAAAAAGAACAGAUGUCCUUUGUAAUAAGAUACUAUUACAAUGGGUCAGUAUGCGAGAGCUUCCUUGCCUUUGAGGCAGCACAGCGCCUUGAUGCUGCAGCACUUUCACAGAAAAUAAUUCAAAUUUUGCAGAAGCAUGGUCUUGACUACAAAAACCACCUUGUAGGGCAAGCAUAUGAUGGAGCCUCAGUCAUGAGCGGAAAAAACACAGGUGUGCAAGCACGCAUAAAAUCAGAGGCCCCAUUAGCUUUUUAUGUGCACUGCAAUGCGCAUUGUUUAAAUUUAGUAUUAGUUGACAGUGUGAAAUGCAUCCCUGAAGCUAAUUGCUUCUUUUCUCUUUUGCAGAAACUGUAUGUUUUUGUGUCAGGGUCAUAUGUGCACCAAAGAUGGCUUGAGAUACAGAGGGAGAUGUUUCAGGGGGCCCCAAGAGAGUUACAAAGACUGAUAGAGACACGGUGGGCAUGUAGGUAUAAUGCUUGCAAGACAGUGAGAGACAGACUGUCAGCCAUCAUACGUCUACUAAAAGAAAUAUCAGAAGAGCAAAAUGGUGACAGAGCUGUAGAGGCAAGAGGUUUAUUAGCCCAAAUAGAUCUCAAGUUUGUUAGCCUCCUUGUAACAUUCACCAGUGUUCUUGGUGAGAUAAAAUAUCUGUCAGAUAUUUUACAGUCCCCACAACUUGAUUUGGGCACAGCUGUCACACUUGUUGACUCUCUUGUUGACACAUUGGAGAGUUACAGAGAGGGCUCUCUCUUUAAUGACAUCUGGGACAAUAUUUUAACUCUUACUGAGCAAUGCAACAUCAGUGCCACACCUUCAGGCCGUCAGGUCAGACCAAGCUCUUUGCUUGAAGGGCAUUACUUGUUCACUCCAAUAGUUCAAAGACAAGAGAGCACAGAGAAAGAGUCCUUUCGGACAGGUUCAUUCAUUCCAGUUAUUGAUGUGCUUCUCUCUGAGGUGAAGAGAAGAUUUUCUAAAGAAAAUUGUGUCAUAAUGAAAGGAAUACAGGCCUUGAAUCCGUGCAGUGCCAUAUUUUGUGAGAAAGAUGUAGUGUUUCCAUUUGCCUCACAAUAUAACUGCAGUACUGAGGAUCUAAAAUAUGAGAUCCCCCAGCUUAAGCGCAUUCUUGAGAGGAAGCAAAGUAGUGGUCAGGAAACACCAAAGGCAUUAAUAGAGCUUACUGUCUUUCUGGAGCCAUUUAAGGAGGUCUUCCACCAAAUGUUUAAACUGUGCAAAAUUGCACUUGCACUACCCGUGAGCACUGCAUCUUGUGAGCGCAGUUUUUCUAAGCUAAAGUUAAUCAAAACUGCCUUGAGAAGUACCAUGACUGAUGAGCGUUUAAGCAAUUUGGGUGUGCUGAGUGUAGAAUCAAGAAGGGCUAGGGCCAUAAAUCUUGAUGACUUUGUGGAUGUGUUUGCCAAAAAACAUAGCAACAGGCGAAUAAAGCUAUUCUGAAGCCUGGUAAUCAGAAUCAGAGACUAUUGAUCCCUGUUGGGAAGUUCUUUUUGUAACAGUAAUAAUUAUUUUUGUUUUACAUUAAGCAAAGAUAUAAAUGUUUCUUACACAUACUGUAUAGCCUGGUAAUCAGAAUCAGACUAUUGAUCCCCUGUUGGGAAAGUCCUGUUACAUGAAGCAAAGAUGUGAUUGUUUCUGUCCUUGCUUUUAUUUGUAUCUGCCAGUAUCUGCUUUUCCCCAGUAACUGUUUUGUUUGCAAUAAAUGUACACCUUAUGCCAAAUAUAAUUGCAAAAUAAAAAGAAUUGUUGUGCAACUCAAAAUGUUAACUGUACUGUUAUUAGU
This is a messenger RNA of Labeo rohita (rohu), 4746 nucleotides long. RefSeq names its product zinc finger MYM-type protein 1. NCBI's taxonomy places the organism in Eukaryota, Metazoa, Chordata, Actinopteri, Cypriniformes, Cyprinidae. The record is from RefSeq and is a predicted model, not a curated record. The coding region runs from base 1926 to 4403 and encodes 825 amino acids. The transcript is spliced from 7 exons. Gene Ontology annotation, molecular function: protein dimerization activity.